Messenger RNA from Choloepus didactylus (southern two-toed sloth), 5783 nucleotides. It is a transcript of the gene DNAJC16, whose product is annotated as DnaJ heat shock protein family (Hsp40) member C16. The transcript is spliced from 15 exons. The coding region runs from base 276 to 2624 and encodes 782 amino acids. The record is from RefSeq and is a predicted model, not a curated record. Lineage: Eukaryota; Metazoa; Chordata; Mammalia; Pilosa; Megalonychidae.
GUAGACGCGAAGCCCUCGAUCCUUUCUGUCUACGGCUUCUGUGCGCUGGGCCUUUAAAGGUCACGUGACUCCCCUCCGGCUCGUCCCCUCCUAUUUCCCCUCCCCGGGCCCGAGCGAGCUCUGGUCUGGAUUGGAGGCUCCCAGCCCGGCAGACUUACUGGUGCACGGACGCCUCAACCAGUUAGGCCGGUGCCCUUUCCCGCAAGACUGUCCAGGUUUCUGCCACUGAGACUUAACUGCCUCUUCAAUCAUUUCAGCUCUGGAAAGGAAGAGAAAUGGAAGUGAAAAAGUUGAGCAUUUCCUGGCAGUUCUUGAUAGUUCUGAUUCUGAUCCUGCAAAUUCUGUCUGCGUUGGAUUUUGACCCGUACAGAGUCCUAGGGGUCAGCCGAACAGCCAAUCAGGCAGAUAUUAAAAAGGCUUAUAAGAAGCUCGCCCGGGAAUGGCAUCCUGACAAAAAUAAAGAUCCUGGAGCAGAAGACAAGUUCAUUCAAAUUAGCAAGGCUUAUGAGAUUCUUUCCAAUGAAGAAAAGAGAUCAAAUUAUGACCACUAUGGAGAUGCUGGAGAGAACCAGGGCUACCAGAAGCAGCACCAGCAGCGAGAGUAUCGCUUCCGCCAUUUCCAUGAAAAUUUUUAUUUUGAUGAAUCUUUUUUUCAUUUCCCUUUUAAUUCUGAGCGGCGGGACUCAAUUGAUGAAAAGUAUUUAUUGCACUUUUCCCAUUAUGUGAAUGAAGUGGUUCCAGAUAGCUUCAAGAAACCCUACCUCAUUAAGAUCACCUCGGAUUGGUGCUUUAGUUGUAUUCAUAUUGAGCCUGUUUGGAAAGAAGUUGUUCAAGAACUUGAAGGAUUAGGUGUAGGAAUUGGUGUGGUACACGCUGGGUACGAGAGGCGCUUGGCCCAUCAUCUGGGAGCACACAGCACACCCUCUAUCCUCGGAAUUAUAAAUGGGAAAAUCUCCUUCUUCCAUAAUGCCGUUGUCCGUGAGAACCUACGACAAUUUGUAGAAAGUCUCCUCCCUGGGAACUUGGUGGAGAAAGUUACAAAUAAGAAUUAUGUCAGAUUCCUCUCUGGCUGGCAGCAAGAGAAUAAACCUCAUGUCCUUCUGUUUGACCAAAUGCCAGUCGUGCCACUGCUCUACAAGCUGACAGCUUUUGCAUACAAAGAUUAUUUGUCAUUUGGAUACGUAUAUUCCAGUUUGAGAGGGGUGGAAGAGAUGACGAGGCAGUACAACGUCAACGUCCAUGCCCCCACCAUCCUGAUCUUCAGGGAGCACAUAAGCAAGCCGGCUGCCGCUAUCCAGGUCCGAGGUAUGAAGAAGCAAGUCAUUGAUGACUUCAUCACCCAAAAUAAGUAUCUCCUGGCAGCCAGGCUCACCAGCCAGAAGCUGUUCCAUGAACUCUGCCCUGUGAAACGGUCUCACCGACAGAGGAAGUACUGUGUGGUUUUACUGACUGCUGAGGCCACCAAGUCCAGUAAACCUUUUGAGGCUUUCCUGACCUUUGCCCUGGCAAACACACAAGACACAGUGAGAUUCGUGCAUGUCUACAGCAGUCGGCAGCAGGAGUUUGCCAACACCUUGCUACCAGAUGGUGAAACGUUUCAAGGAAAAUCAGCGGUAUCUAUCUUAGAAAGGCGUAACACAGCAGGAAGGGUGGUUUAUAAAACGCUGGAAGAUCCCUGGACUGGGAGCGAGAGUGAUAAAUUCAUCUUGUUAGGUUACCUCGACCAGCUGCGGAAAGAUCCGGCUCUUCUGUCCUCUGAAGCCGUGCUUCCCGACCUGACUGAUGAACUCGCGCCCGUUUUUCUCCUUCGGUGGCUCUACUCUGCUUCUGAAUACGUCUCAGACUGCUGGGAUAGUGUGUUUCACAACAACUGGCGGGAGAUGAUGCCUCUUCUGUCCCUGAUCUUCUCUGCCCUCUUCAUCCUCUUCGGCACUGUCAUUGUGCAGGCUUUCAGUGACUCAAAUGAUGAGCGAGAGUCAAACCCUCCAGAUAAAGAAGAAGUCCACGAGAAGGCUGGGAAGACUGAGCCGAGCUUCAGCAAAGAAAACAACAGCAAGAUUCCCAAAAAAGGCUUUGUGGAGGUAACCGAACUCACAGAUGUGACCUAUACCAGUAACUUGGUGCGCCUGAGGCCAGGCCACAUGAAUGUGGUCCUCAUCCUGUCCAAUGCCACCAAGACCAGCCUGCUGCAGAAAUUUGCUCUGGAGGUCUACACAUUCACUGGGAGCAGCUGCCUACACUUCUCCUUCCUGAGUCUGGAUAAACACAGAGAGUGGCUAGAAUACCUGUUAGAAUUCGCUCAAGAUGCAGCCCCAAUCCCAAACCAGUAUGACAAGCAUUUCAUGGAACGUGACUACACUGGUUACGUCCUGGCUCUGAAUGGCCACAAGAAAUACUUUUGCCUCUUCAAGCCCCAAAAAACAAUCGAAGAGGAGGAAGCCAUGGGGUCGUGUGGUGAUCUUGACUCUUCCCUCCACCUGGGUGAAUCUCGAGGGAAAUCUUCCUGUGGCCUUGGAUCCAGGCCCAUCAAAGGGAAACUGAGCAAGUUGUCCUUAUGGAUGGAACGCCUGUUGGAAGGCUCCCUGCAGAGGUUUUAUAUCCCAUCAUGGCCUGAGCUAGACUGAAAGGAUUUCAGAAGAGAGCUGAACUCUUCAGACUUUUUAAUAUGCCCCUGUGAACAGGUAUUUUCAGGAUUCAAACUAUCACAAUGAACAGAAUAUAGAUUUUAGAUUCCUUUUCUAGAACAAUGGCUAGAAGAACCUUUCCUUUUUCCUGUUCUAACCUAGGAGUGAAAAACACCGCAAGUUUGAAUUCCCUGGAUCAAAAUGUCUGUCUCUGUUUUUUGAUUUUUUUUUUCCUUAAUUUGAAUGCCACACUAUUUAAAAUAGACUACUCAUUCUCUCUUCCUUUGUCCCCAUCAUGUGCUCGGAGUACAGGCCCCUGUCCUGUCUCUUAUGUUGGAGAAACACAGGGCUCAACCCGCAGCAGCACCUGGACGGCACCCCAUGAGCCCAUUGUGCAGGUGGGGUCAUUUACCCCCCGGCCCCUUCCUCCAUGCCCCACCCUUGCCCCUGCUGUGCUUCUGCCCUGGUGCAUGCUCUAACACUGGAACAAUCCACAGCAGCUUCCUAGGCCUUGCAUCUUGAAAGAAGCCCUAGUUCCAAGCAUUUUUAUAAGUAAUGGUUUUUCAGGUAGUAAGUGGCUAAAAGUAUAUUUGGGGAGUAUCCCCCCUACAGUAGUUUGACAACUGUGGUUCUAAAAGGAUAGAGAGCAGUGGGAGUUCUGCAUGUGAGUUUGGUAUUCUUCCCAAAAAGGGAGGAAAGGGAAGGGCUGGGCAGUGACUGAAGUGACGCAGCUUUCGGAUUCCUUUGUGAGCGUUCCAUCAGCUGCCUCCCCAGCACUAAACGUAGCCAGGGAGGGAUCUGUGCAGCAAGAAGUACUGUAACGACUUCAAGCCAUUUCUGUGUAUGUUUCCAGAUGCCUUUCUGCCUCUGUCAAUUUUAGCAUAUGGAUAUUAGGAGCCAUAACUUGUAAUCUCGUUCUCUGAACAUAGAGAUAAGCUGCUAUGAGCCAGUAGAUGCUAAACUGAAGACAGAUUAUUCCCACCUGCCAGUGAAUCAGGCUCCAGGAACCUCUUCACUCCAGUGGUAUCCCUUUAGUAAAAUACAGACAUAUCUUUGUGUCAAGGAACUUAAAAUUGAUCAACAAUUGUAUUUUGAACAGUUACCCCAAAAGUGCUGUAUCUUCAGUUGAGUCCUCUUUUGUGAUGAGUGAGCCAAGGCUUGCUCUAGACUCCCAUUUUGCAAAAGGCUUACUCUCAGCUUCUGGCCUGUAUUUUGAUGUCUCAUCUUAAUUGUUUUCACUCUUAGCUUACAACUGCUUUACCAGUAUCAGGGUCAGACUGAUCAUCUGCACCCCAGCUUGCUGAGCUCCAGUGUAUAAUGGACUCAGAUUGUAUCUUACCAGCCAGGUAAAGGGUUUACCUUUUAUCCUUAGGGCAGGACCACCAAGGGAUCCUGAACAACUUCAAAGAGUGGUCUAUCAAAUGUCAGAGCAGAUUGCCCUUUUGUAAAGUGGAGGGUGAAAAUCACUGAUGGGACAUUUCCUAAGUUAGUAUUUCUUUGUUCAUAAUUGCUUUAAACUAAACCAUUCACAUCCUGAAUAAUUUAAAUAUUGAGCUACAAUGGUAAGUAAUAUAUUAUUUGAACCCAGGAAUUCCUAUGAUUUUCAUGGAAUCUCUAGCUUUAUUAAGAACUAAAUCACUGCCAGGCUUCAUUCUUCCAGAUGAUCCUCUGAAUGCCACAUAUCACAUCAGCCAGCCCACCUAGAGAUGGUCAGGGAGUCACCUGGCAUCAUCUGGCACUUGUCCUCAAAAUUAUUCCCUGGGCCUUUUGGCAGCCAGCUUGCUUAUGAGUAAUGUUUUGGUUCAGUGGUAUGUUUGUGUGUGUGUUUUUAAUUGUGGUAAUCAGUGGUAGGUUUUAUUUUAAAUUUCUGGUACUAAUGGAAUUCCUGACCUUAAUUUCUGAAAACCAAAAACUCCCCCAAUUUGUUAAAAAGCACCUUCAGAUAUCUGCACCUUCCAUUUGUACCAGCAAAAGAAAGUGGUGAUAGAAUGGAGAACAUUCCAGGAAAAUGUUUCAGUCUAAAAAUUCUUCUACAGAUGAUCUGUUUGGGGACUGGUAGAUUUGUCCCCCAAGAGGGGAUAUUUUUUCAUUCUUCAUGGACUCAGGGAACUUUAUUUUAAAUUGAACUUUACUCUUGACCAUUGAAGACUUUCUUCCUGAAUGUUAUUUCCAUAAAUCUGUUUACUUCUCUCAAAUGCGUGAGCCAUUGUCGUGCUCAGCCAACGCCACCAUUUCUCUUUCUGAUGUGUGUAAUCCUCAUACAAGACCCAGUUUUGGUUUACGUUAACUUCCUAGUCUUCAAGUACAAUAUCUUGAAACCAACAGCGCCGAUGUUUUUAAAGAUGGGCUUUUCUGGUUGAUACAGACUAUACAUCGUGUUUAGCAGAUGGGAAUGAAAAUGGCAACUAGCCCCAAACAAGUCUUUAUAUAAUGCACUCCCACUACAAAGGUAUUUUUUUUAUUGCUCGAGUGUUGGUUGCACAAUCUGGCUAACAUAGAGGUCAUCAGCUCCAACUAAGCAAUGUUUCACUGAGCAAGACUGUCCCAACUUCCAUUAAGCUACAAAGUCUUGCUGCCCUCAUUUAUUGACCAUGAAGAUUUGUUUUCAGUUUUCAAAUAAACAGGUUGAUUUCCUCACCAUUCCUAGCCUAUUCACACUUGUACCCUUUUAUUUAUUAUCAUUCAAAUCAAUUUGCAACUGCCAUCAGUAGAAAUGUUUUCCUGACAUAAAAAGUAAUGGGAUCUGAAUGUGUUUUAAGUGAUUAGCUUUGUUUGGAAACAGGGAUUGGAAGCAAAGACUCAAACUUUUUUUUUUUUUUUUUUUUAAGUAAAACUCUUUAAAAGCUGAUGCAAAGCAUCUUUAAAGAUGAAAUGUUGUUCAAGUCCAAAAUACCUGACCUUGUCUUUACAGUAAAUACAGUGUGGCAGCUGCUGAAUCUUAUCUGUUCAGUUUGUCAAGGAGGAUGAUAAUACUUGGGAGACAGAUCUGAAAAGAAGGUGAAUAUUUUGCACUUUUGAUACUCACAGGAACAAAUAAUUUAUUUGGCGAAUCUUGUCUUUUUUAUGUUUGUAUUGUGAACAGGCACUGAAGCUGAUGUUAUUUUGUUUUGAGAAUCUUACAGACUGGAAACAGAAAUAAACUAUUUUAAUGUGUGAUGA